AUGAGUCGCACUCCGGAUGCCAGAGCGAGGGACAACCAGACAACACAGAUCCAGGAGAAAAUCACCAAUGUGGAGAAACAUUUCGGAGGGAUGUGCCAGCUGUUUGGCGGUUAUGUACGUAAAACAGCCAAGCUACGGGACAAGGCCGACCUUCUGGUUCGGGAAAUCGGCCUGUACGCAGACACUGAAACGCCAAAUCUAAAGAGCGGUAUAAAGCAGUAUGCUGACCAACUGGCCAAGAUUCAAGACUACCGCCAAGCUCAGGUGGAAAGACUUGAAGCCAAAGUACUAGAGCCAUUGAAGAGUUAUGGAGCUGUUGUGAAACGUAAAAAGGAGGAUCUGAAGACGACUCAAAGUGCCAGAGAGAGAGAAGUCAAACUGAUGGCUCAGCUCGAGAAGACCAGAAAGAAGAACCCCUCAGACAGACAGAUCAUUUCUCAGGCUGAAAGUGAUCUCCAGAAAGCCACCAUGGACGCCAUGCGGAAAACCAGGCAGCUGGAGGAGACCAUAGAUGAUUUUGAGAAGCAGAAGAUCCAGGACAUCAAGAAAGUAUUUAGGGAGUUUAUGACAGUGGAGAUGUCAUUCCAUGCCAAAGCCUUGGAGAUCUGCACCUUGGCCUACCAGAGCAUUCAGAGUGUGGAUGAGGAGGAGGACCUGGAGGUGUUCAGGAGCUCACUGCACCCCCACAGGUCACGCUUAGAUCUAGUGCAAGCAUAUACCAAAGGGCCCCUCAAUCGGACCGUCUCCUUCCUGGGCACAUCAGGAACCUUACAGCAACAAAGAGCUUCCAUGCGGCAGACAAGAGGUGAGGAAGAAGCAAAGGAGAAGAACGAGGAUGAGGAUGAGGAUGAAGACGAGGACGAAGAUGAAGAAGAAGACGAAGACAAAGAGAAAGGUGAAGACGCAGACAUCUCAGAUGCUGAUGAUUAA
Messenger RNA from Limanda limanda (common dab), 930 nucleotides. RefSeq names its product CBY1-interacting BAR domain-containing protein 1-like. Gene Ontology annotation, biological process: cilium assembly. The transcript has a single exon. Gene Ontology annotation, cellular component: ciliary basal body; ciliary transition zone. Lineage: Eukaryota; Metazoa; Chordata; Actinopteri; Pleuronectiformes; Pleuronectidae. The coding region runs from base 1 to 930 and encodes 309 amino acids. The record is from RefSeq and is a predicted model, not a curated record.